Messenger RNA from Corylus avellana, 4206 nucleotides. The record is from RefSeq and is a predicted model, not a curated record. NCBI's taxonomy places the organism in Eukaryota, Viridiplantae, Streptophyta, Magnoliopsida, Fagales, Betulaceae.
AUGGCAGAACAACUUCUCUUCAGUGUUGUAGAGGAAAUCAUUAAGACUUUGGUCUCACCGGCUGCCAAAGAGAUCGGUUUGCUCUGGGGUGUCCAAGAUGAGAUUGAGAGCCUGGCGAGCACCGUUUCAACAAUCAAAGCUGUGCUUCUGGAUGCAGAGGACAAACAGGUUGCUGGGAAUCAUGCUGUCAGAGAUUGGCUUGGAAAGCUAGAAGAUGCCAUGUAUGAUGCGGAUGAUUUGCUAGAUGCUAUUUCCACUGAAGCUCUACGAAGGCAAAUAAUGACUCGUGAUAAAAAGGCCAAAAAGGUACGCAUUUUCUUUUCGAAAUCUAACCAGAUUGCCUAUCGUCUUAAAAUGGCCCAUAAGAUUAAGGCCAUUAGAGAGAGGUUGGAUGCCAUUAAUGCACUCGCUAGGGAUUUUCACUUAAAGGUACGCCAUGUGGAGACACUAGUGGGGGGAAAUAGGGAGAGGGAUAACACUCAUAGUUAUGUAUGUGCGGAAGCAGUUAUUGGUCGAGAUGAUGAUAAGAAGGCAGUUAUACACCAUCUGCUGAAGUCCAACAUUGAAGACAAUGUUUCAAUCCUUCCAAUUGUUGCCAUUGGUGGAUUAGGGAAGACUGCACUAGCUCAGCUCAUAUUCAAUGAUGAGCAAAUCCAAAAGCAUUUUCAGCUCAAAAUGUGGGAAAAAUGGUCUCGCUUCAAACAAGUGUUGAUGGGUGGGGCAAGUGGCAGUAGAAUAUUAGUAACUACACGCACUGAAAAGGUUGCAAUGAUCAUUCGCUCUGAAAGCGUUGCAAGGGUUAUUGGGACAGUUGAAUCAUAUUCCCUACGGGGUUUAAAUGAAGAGGCGUCAUGGUCUUUAUUUAAGCAAAAGGUGUUCGAGAAAGCACAGGAGCCGGAAGAGAAUUCAAUCAUCGUAGCAAUUGGGAGGGAGAUCCUAGCAAAGUGUUCAGGUGUCCCAUUGGCCAUAAGGACAAUCGGAGGUUUACUACGCUUCAAAAGUUCAGAACGAGAGUGGUUGUCUUUUAAGAAGAAUGAACUCUCAAAAAUACAUCAGAAUGAAAAUGACAUCUUACCAACUCUGAAGUUGAGUUAUGAUCAUCUUCAUUCACAUUUGAAGCAUUGCUUUGCUUAUUGCAGUUUGUAUCCAAAAGAUUACCAAUUUGAUAGAUCAACACUAAUUCGGCUUUGGAUAGCACAAGGGUUUCUCAAGUCAUCGGAUCAGAACUCAUGCUUGGAAGAUGUUGGUAAUGAGUAUUUUAUGGAUUUACUAUGGAGAUCAUUCUUUCAAGAAGCUGAAAUUGAUGAGUUUGGUAACAUAAUUGGAUGCAAAAUGCAUGACCUCAUGCAUGAUCUUGCCAUUUCAGUGGCAGGAUCAAUGAUUGCCACAUUAGAUGAUGAUAAGGAGAGAAACUUUGCUGAAAAAACUCGUCAUGUAUCAAUUGUUAGUUACGUUAUCAAUCCUUCAUCAAUUACAACCUCAUUGAGUAAAGCAAGUAGUAUGCGAACAUUUCUUUGUCUUUCAACUUCAGGCGAAUUUGGGGGUGAGUCAGAUAUUGAAGCAAUUUUUUCAACAUCCAAGUUACUGCGCGUGUUGGUUUUGAACGGGAUAGAUUUUGAUUUUCUGCCCAGCUCUAUUGGGAAGUUGAAGCAUUUAAGAUAUCUUGAUCUUUCCUGGAACACCGAUCUCCAGAAGCUAUCCAAUUCUAUAACUAGGUUGCAGAAUUUGCAAACACUAAUACUCUCAUUUUGUUAUAAGCUUGAAGAAUUGCCGAGAGACAUUAAAAAAUUAGUCAAUCUCAGGCAUCUUGAGAUAGAAGAAUGUGAUAAGUUGGCUUAUAUGCCACGUGGGUUGGGGCAACUGACUAAUCUUCAGACUUUAUCAAAAUUUGUGGUCUACAAGGAUCCUCUCUUUAGGCAUAGCAGUGAGUUAAAAGAACUAAACGGACUAAAUAACCUGAGAGGAACGUUGAUUAUUGAAAAUCUGAGACACGGGAAAGAUGCUACGUCAGAAUGUAAGGCUGCAAAUUUAAAGGAGAAACAACAUCUUGAUGCUUUGGAUUUACGGUGGAGUAUCGAAUUAGGAGGUGUCAUUGCUUCGGACGAUAUUGUUGAUGAUGAAGUGUUAUUGGAAGUCCUCCACCCGCACCCAAAUCUGAAACGGCUUCGUUUACAAGGCAAUUACGGUGCAAGGCUUCCGAUUUGGCUUUCGUCAUUCACAAAUCUUGUUAGAUUUGAGUUAGAGGGGUGUACGAAAUGCCAAUAUCUGCCACCAUUGAAUCAACUGCCUUCUCUCAAAGUUGUUCGUCUUACUGAAAUGGAUGCUCUGGAGUACAUAUCAUCAGGCAGUGGUGAUAGCAAUGAGUUUUCUUUUUUUUUCCCAUCUCUCAAGGAAAUUGUACUCUCUGUUUGCCCUAAUCUCAAGGGGUGGUGGAGGAGGAGGGAUUCUUCUGUGGAGGUCAAUAGUGAUAGUCAUAAUUUUGUUGAAAUAACGGAGCAUCCUUUACUCCCUUCCUUUCCUCGUCUUUCAAAAUUAGUGAUCGAAUCUUGUCCUAUGUUGACUUCCAUGCCAAUGUUUCCACAUCUUGAAGAAGAGUUGGUCCUUGAGAUGGCGAGCUCAAAGCCACUGCAACAGACAAUGAUGAUGAAUAUGGCAGCACCGCAAAGCCCAAAGUCAACAGCAACAACCUCCUCUUCAUCCACUCCUCUCUCAAAAUUGAAGUCUAUAGAACUGAAUUACAUUGCGGAUCUAGAAACUUUGCCAGAGGAGUGGUCGAAGAACCUCACUUCUCUCGAAAAUUUAAACAUAGUGAACUGCAAUAGAUUAAAUUCUCUCUCCCCAGGUAUACAACAUCUCACUGCCCUGCAAAACCUGGAUCUUUAUCGUUGUCGUGAGCUUGAGCUAGCCAAUGAUGAGGAUGAGAUGCAAUGGAAAGGCCUUAAGAGCCUCCUAUCUUUGAACUUUACAGAGCUUCCGAAAUUGGUGUCUCUCCCGUUGGGGCUUCAACAUGCAACCACUCUACAAAGCCUCAAGAUUUCAAAUUGUGAAAACUUGACGGCUAUACCAGAGUGGAUCCACAACUGCACAUCACUUCAAGUGCUUGAAAUUGAUGAAUGCUCCAGUUUGACAUCACUGCCCGAAGGAAUGCGUAGCCUAACGUCCUUGCAGACGCUGAAAAUUCAUAACUGUCCCCAUCUUACUGCAAAGAUGUGAGAGAGAAGCGGGUGAGGAUUGGGCCAAGAUUGCUCACAUUCCAGAGUUAAAAUUAACUGAGUCAGAUUCAGAUUCAGAUUAAGAUUCAGAACCAGAACCAGCUAAAGAACAGAAGAAACAGACGAUUUGGAGCAUGUUCAGAAAAUAUAGGGCGUUGAAUUCAUGAUUCCUCUAUUGUGUGAUCUCAAACAAAAGACAGUAAGUCAAGUCGCUCAUCAAGAUCCUUGCCCACCCCUACACCAUGGUGUGCGAGUUGUACUGGGCAAGAGGAUUGGGCGCUGAUUGGUGGGAUGAAGCCCAGAUUGGCCUCUACACGUGAAUUGGGCGUUGAAUUCAUGAUUCUUCACAUAACAGGAGAAACAAUUAGCCUCUAUUCUUGCUCUUCACACCAAUUCACUGCUGUCAUAUCAAAAAAAAAAAAAGAAGAAAAAAAAGCAGUAAAUCCAGUCACUCAUCAAGAUCUUUGCCUAGCCCUACACCAUGGUGUGCGAGUUGUACGGUGCAGGACGAUUGGCGUUGUUUGGUGGGACGAAGCCCAUAUUGGUCUCUACACGGGAUUGGUCAGCGAUGACUUUUCUGCUAUGGAAAAUUAAUUAUCCUGAAACGUUUAGUUGAUGGCGCCAAAAGAGUUCGGGUUCCUCAUUUUAAUUCUCAGUGCACAGUCAUAUGUUGAUGGUAAGAAGCAAAGGAGCUAGGGUCGAGAGACGGCAGAGCAAUGUUGUUGUGAACUGAUCACACAUGUUCUCUGGACUUCUAUACAUGGUUUGAUCUUGUCAGUUGUUAUGUUAGUUUCCCAUGUAUUCAAAUGGUUUGUAAUUUUGUUCAAAAUUAUUCAAGGGAUCGGUGCCUUGUAGAAUCGCAUUUCCCCUUAAACAAAGAGAAACCCAAUUGUGAAAUAAUGUUAUAUCUUUAGCACUGCUGGGAAUAGAAACAGUACCAAUGUUUAGUCUCAUGACAUGAAUGCUUGAAUUUAUGAACCAAUAACUUGGAAUU